Messenger RNA from Rhodofomes roseus, 839 nucleotides. RefSeq lists its product as uncharacterized. Lineage: Eukaryota; Fungi; Basidiomycota; Agaricomycetes; Polyporales; Fomitopsidaceae. The record is from RefSeq and is a predicted model, not a curated record. The transcript is spliced from 2 exons. Bases 282 to 713 code for a protein of 143 amino acids.
CCGGCUCGCUGGCGAAGACCUAUCUGCUGCCAGCGAAGCACCGAAGCCCGCCCUAGGACGCGCUCACGUGGCCGUGACGCGAGAAGCCUCCGCUUAGCGUGAGAUCCAAUCGACGCGUCGCGCUCGAAUCGCAGAUCCUCGGCCACUGCCGCAUCCAGCCACCUCCGCCCCCGUUGAUUCACCGGCCUGUCUCCCACGCCCCGCCAGCAGGACUGGUGAGCGUGGCGGCAGCCUGCAGGGAGUCUCUGAGUUGGACGUUAUAGCGACGCCUCCAGAUACUUAUGCAAGUCGUCCUAGGUACCGUCCGGCUUGGAUGUUGCUACUUCUAUUCUGUUGCUACGGCCGCAUCACUAUGCCCAGGUCCUAUCGCGCCUUCCCCGCCACUUCAGCAGCCAAUACCCCAGGCUCUAGUCUUUGCCGCUCUCCGGUACGUGGCCUAUCGCACCCUAGCAAUGGCACCAAUCGGCCUACUCUUGACUUCCCUACAUCGAUGUAUACCGCGCGAUUGCUGGACGAUCAGCAGAGACGUCUUUGCAUCCCCGUUUACAGUAGCCCGCCGCCAAGCAACCGCGCUCACGCACAGAUGCCGCAUCCGCGCAAUCUUGCAUCCUGAACGGCUUGUUGCGGCCUAUAAAUCCACAGUUCAUCAUCAUCAUUGGCAUCCUGAACGUUCUACUUUGGUUCUACUUCCCAUGAUCCUGUCAAGUACAUAAGACCGGCCUACAGGUGCCGCAAAUCACGAUGCUGCAUUUCGCUGCCAAUCCGUAUCUGCGAAUGACGAUUCGUAAGAAGGUGCAUUGUCAGUACCCCCGCCGUUCUGUUCUUCCACCCUCAAGCUC